Molecule: messenger RNA, 2244 nt
Organism: Crotalus tigris (Tiger rattlesnake)
Lineage: Eukaryota; Metazoa; Chordata; Lepidosauria; Squamata; Viperidae
Gene: GRINA
Product: glutamate ionotropic receptor NMDA type subunit associated protein 1
Exons: 9
Coding region: 353-1507 (384 amino acids)
Biological process (GO): negative regulation of apoptotic signaling pathway
Cellular component (GO): membrane; Golgi apparatus; endoplasmic reticulum
Source: RefSeq, a predicted model, not a curated record
GCCGCGGCAGUUGGCGAGCUCGCCCGCGUUCCCGGCAGCCGGGCGAGAGGAGAGGCCGUGGUCGCCUGGUCAGCUCCCACCAGCCGCCGCCGCCGCCGCCCCUCCCCCCCGUCGACGCGGAGCCCGGCAGCGGGCAGGCAGCACCUGCAGAGCCCACCAGUCUGGGAGAUGCUGGUCUGGGGCCGGCCUGGGCUGAGAACCUGAGCAGGAUCAGGCCUAACUCUUGUCGUAUCCCUGAGUUGGAAAGGGCUUAUUGCAAACCUGACAGAGGACCAUCCUGUUGGGAAAGGAGGAGCGUUCAAGCAGGCAGUUAGCUUCGAGUCCUUGCACAGCCACAAAACAUCCAGGACUGAUGGCAAGAAAAUGGCAGUUCCCAUCGAUGACUCCAGUGUGGGGAGCAGCCUCAAGGAAGAUGCCAUGGGGUUAUGCCAUGGUCUUUCAACAUUUUAACCAAAUCCUUGGAGCCCCCAGCAUCACCACCAUGUCGCACGAGAAGAGCUUCCUGGUGUCCGGGGACCCCUACUCAGGCCCGCAGCCUCCGAUGCCCCCCGGCUACGUCCAAGCUCCGUAUCCAGUGGCUCCCCACCCACAGGGUCAGUUCCAGCCUUCACCUUACGGCCAGACUGGCUAUCCUCCGAGCCCCUACCCGGUUGCUCCCUACCCUCAAGCCGCGCCCUAUGGACCUUAUCCACAAGCUGCGUACCCUCAAGGGGCCUACCCACAGGCUCCCUACGUGCAGCCGCAUCCUGGAGCACCUAUGAGCCCGCCUGACCCGAUGCAGAACAACUACCACGAGGAUGGUCCACCUUCUUACUACGACAACGAUGGCUUCACCCCCAGCAACUGGGGUGACAAGAACAUCCGGCAGGCUUUCAUUCGCAAGGUUUUCCUGGUGCUGACCAUCCAGCUCUCUGUGACCUUCUCCUUUGUGGCCAUCUUCACCUUUGUGAAGGACGUGAAGGGCUUUGUGCGCAAAAAUGUCUGGACGUACUACGUCUCCUACGCGGUUUUCUUCAUCUCCCUCAUCGUCCUGAGCUGCUGUGGGGAUUUCCGGCGGAAGCACCCAUGGAACCUCAUCGCCCUGUCCAUCCUGACGUUGAGUCUCUCCUACAUGGUGGGCAUGAUUGCCAGUUUCUACAACACGGACGCUGUCAUCAUGGCCGUGGGCAUCACGACUGCCGUGUGCUUCACCGUCGUCAUCUUCUCCUUGCAGACCAAGUACGACUUCACCUCCUGCCGUGGUGUGCUGAUCGUUUGCCUGAUGGUCCUGUUAAUCUUCGCCAUCCUUUGCAUCUUCAUCCGGAACCGCAUCCUGGAGAUCGUCUACGCGUCCCUUGGGGCCCUGCUCUUCACCUGCUUCUUGGCGGUGGACACACAGCUGAUCCUGGGGAACAAGCAGCUGGCCAUCAGCCAGGAGGAGUAUGUCUUUGCAGCCCUCAACCUCUACACGGACAUUAUCAACAUCUUCCUGUACAUCUUGGCCAUCAUUGGCCGUGCCAAGGAUUAGGCCACCUCCAGCCCUUUCCUCCCUCACAGUCCCCUCCCCUCCCCGGUUUUGUUCUCUUUUCCCUACGGGCCUGGUUGGUGUGCUGGGGUCGGGGUCCUUAUGCUUCCAGGGAAGGCGGCACCUCAAGGUGGCUGCGGUGGGCACUUGCCUUUGGCCUGCCUGCCUGCCCGGAGAGAGGAAGAGAAGGGAUUCACGCCCUGCAUCUCUUGGUUGACCCCGAGUUGAGGAAGGGGUGUGUAAAUAUGCUGCUGCUCUUGUCCACUGCGUUUUGCUCUAGAAAUGUCCGUUUCAUUUUGGAAACUAUCCUGCUCCUCCUGAGGCCAGGAGCACCCGCUGAGUCCCUCCGAUGCCCAUCAUGGCCUUCCUUCCCUUGCUUGCUGGGCAUGAUCUUCCCCACCGGCUCCCCCUGGCGGUCUUGGGCAGAGUGUUCCGCCCUGGGAGGGGAGGCUGUGGGUGUUGGGCAGCAAAGGGGGGCUUGGUCGGCUCUGAGGGUGCGCAGUUCAAAGUCUCUCUCGGCGCCUCCACGUUGGGGGUCUGCCGAGACCUUUUAACUGGGAUGUUGAUGUUACUUGGGGACACUUUCCUCUCUCUUCUUCCUUCCCCUCCCCCACGUGGCUGGCUUGGAGGGGCUUGAAAUGCUGCAUGCUGAGCCAUUGCCACUCUGCCCCCUAGGCCAGCCUCUGCACUAAACUGUAUAAAUAGCAGUCUAAUAAAAGUCAGAAUAUGCCCACAGCAAA